This is a messenger RNA of Penicillium digitatum Pd1, 1545 nucleotides long. Its product is annotated as coatomer subunit delta. NCBI's taxonomy places the organism in Eukaryota, Fungi, Ascomycota, Eurotiomycetes, Eurotiales, Aspergillaceae. The record is from RefSeq and is a predicted model, not a curated record. Gene Ontology annotation, cellular component: COPI vesicle coat. Gene Ontology annotation, biological process: endoplasmic reticulum to Golgi vesicle-mediated transport; Golgi localization; retrograde vesicle-mediated transport, Golgi to endoplasmic reticulum.
AUGGUUGUUCUCGCAGCGUCGAUAUGCACCCGCGGAGGUAAAGCGGUUCUCUCGCGCCAGUUCCGGGAGAUCUCUCGGUCCCGAAUUGAAGCCCUUCUCGCCUCCUUCCCCAAGCUGGCGGACUCCGGAACCCAGCAUACCACCGUCGAACAAGACAACGUGCGCUUUGUGUACCAGCCGUUGGACGAGUUGUAUAUUGUGCUGAUCACCAACCGUCAAUCGAACAUUCUCCAAGACAUCGAUAGUCUACAUCUAUUUGCGCAAGUCACCACCAGCAUCUGUAAAAGCCUAGACGAGCGGGAGAUUCUUCGCAAUGCAUUUGAGCUCCUGAGUGCUUUCGAUGAAUUGGUGACUAUGGGAUACCGGGAGAAUCUUUCCCUUUCACAGAUCAAGACUUUCCUGGAAAUGGAGAGUCAUGAAGAGAGAAUCCAGGAGAUCAUUGAGCGGAACAAAGAGUUGGAGGCCAGCGAAGAGCGCAAGAGGAAGGCAAAGCAGCUGGAAAUGCAACGUAAAGAGGCUGCUCGCACAGGUCGUGCCGCUGCCCCAAGAACUCCAUCCUACCCCGCCUACACACCCCCAGCGCGCCCCUCCGUGCCCGACACUUAUGAUUCAUACGAGGCCGAGAAGAAACAGUCUUUCACCAAGCCCAUUCCCACUCGCGGCAAGGGCAUGCAACUGGGCAAGAAAUCAAAGGCAACGGAUAUCUACGAGAAGGUUCGGGGUGAUAUGGGCCCUGAAAUCGAAGAGGAGAGCCCAUUGGCUCCACCAGCUUCGGCUCCAGUGCACGAUAUUCCCUCGACCCGCGAGUCUCUCAAUGCGGAACAGGAGCCCAUCCAACUCACAAUCGCCGAGAUCAUCUCAGCCACACUUACUCGCGAGGGAGCUUUGAAGUCUUUCGAGGUCAAGGGUGAUAUGCAGCUCCGUAUCAGUGAUCCCUCCCUCACAAAGCUACGACUCGACUGUCAGGCUAUUCCCACACAUGGCGCACAGUUCCGUACCCAUCCCAAUGUCGACAAAGCUCUCUUCACCAACUCCUCUGUGAUCCAACUGAAGGACACUGCCAAGCGCUUCCCUGCCAACAACUCCAUCGGCGUUCUCCGGUGGCGUGUUGCCAGCUCGGCCGACAAUGCCGAUAUUCUCCCCAUCACAUUCACCGUUUGGGUUAACAAGGGCUCCGACUCCACCACCGUGACUGUAGAGUAUGAGCUCACCGGCGAUGACAGUCUCCGCGAUGUGGUUGUCACUAUUCCAUAUGGCACGACAGAGCCGGCCGUAUCUAGCUUUGACGCGGUCUAUGAGGUCUCCGGUGACAGUCUGGACUGGAACCUGGGCACUGUCGACGAGUCGAACGCCUCUGGCAGCUUUGAGUUCGAGGCUAUUGAUGCUGAUGAGAAUGAAUUCUUCCCGAUGAGUGUCCGUUUCGCCAAAACCAAGCCUUUUGUGGAUGUCGACAUCAACAGUGUUUCCCUGCUAGAUAUGGAGGGUGAGAGUGUUGCAUUCUCGAAAGAUGUCCGCAGUAUUGCGGAGAACUUCCUUAUUGAGUAA